GAUAUCAGAAAUGCAGAUGGAUUCAUUGGCCAAUAUGAUCGCAAUCAAUCACAAGUCCGUCGACCAAGUCUGGGUUGGCCUGUCUGAUGAACGGGAGGCAGGGAUGUGGGCAUGGACUGAUACAAGCCCAUUCAACUACAGACCAUGGAAGGCAGAAACCCAGCAGUCAGGAAAAAACUGUGCCAUGCUGACACGGGAAACAGGGUUUCUGAAACUCAUCCCUGCACGCUGCAGCCUACCUAAACCCUACGUGUGUGUGGGGAACCUGUCGUAAGGAAAGCUGUUCAUGAACCACAAAAAACCCAGAAAUGUCUGGA
This is a messenger RNA of Hemicordylus capensis (graceful crag lizard), 317 nucleotides long. RefSeq names its product regenerating islet-derived protein 3-gamma-like. The transcript has 3 exons. NCBI's taxonomy places the organism in Eukaryota, Metazoa, Chordata, Lepidosauria, Squamata, Cordylidae. The record is from RefSeq and is a predicted model, not a curated record. Bases 11 to 274 code for a protein of 87 amino acids.